UGAAAUUGCGUAACUGUUCCUUUAAGCCGGUGCGGAAGUAGCCGCGGCAGCACGGGGCAGAAGGUCAGGUCGGUCCUCCGGUGAAUUUCCACAGCAGAGAGCUGCGCUGUCAGCCGGGCAUGCCGCGUCCUCUGUAGGGUUCUGAAGGUUCCGAAGAUGUCCGGGUCCGGGUCCAAAUGCGUCCGGCUGAGCGGGCCGCUGGUGAAGCCGCUGCUGGACUCCGUGGACUGCGUCCUGUUCGACUGCGACGGCGUGAUCUGGCGGGGGAACCAGGCGGUGGCCGGGGCCCCGCAGGUCAUCAACCUGCUGAAGGAGCGCGGAAAGCGGGUCCUGUUCGUCACCAACAACAGCACCAAGACCCGGAGCAUGUACGCGGAGAAGAUGUCUGCGCUGGGCUUCAACGUCACGGAGGACGAGGUGUUCGGGACGGCGUUCUGCUGCGCCGCCUACCUGCAGACGGUGUGCGCGCUGCGGGGCAAGGUCUACCUGCUGGGCAGCGCCGCCAUGCAGCAGGAGCUGCAGGCCGUGGGCAUCCAGCACGUCGGCGUGGGACCCGACCACGUCUCCGGGACGCAGCAGGACUGGGCCAACGUGCCGCUGGACCCGGACGUCAAGGCGGUGGUGGUCGGCUUCGACGAGCACUUCAGCUACAUGAAGCUGAACCGAGCCCUGCAGUACCUGCUCCAGAACGACUGCCUGUUCGUCGGAACCAACAGGGACAGCAGGCUGCCUCUGGAGGGGGGCAAGGCUGUUCCAGGUACGGGCUGCUUGCUGCAGGCCGUGGAAGCCGCAGCCCAGCGCCAGGCCCAGACGGUGGGCAAACCCAGCCGCUUCAUGUUCGACUGCCUGGCGGCCCGCUUCGGCGUGCAGCCGGAGCGAUGCAUGAUGGUCGGGGACCGCCUGGACACGGACAUCCUGCUGGGCUCCAACUGCGGCCUGAAGACCCUGCUGACGCUGACGGGGGUCAGCACCGUGGCGGAGGCCGAGGCCCACCGGGCCAGCGGCUGUGCGGGGAGGCAGGGCAUGGUACCUGAUUACUACGUGGAGAGCAUCGCCGACCUGCUGCCAGCCCUGCAGGGAUGAUGCCAGAGCCGUCUGGGUGCGCCGCCUCCAAGAAGGGAAUCUUUUAUCAUUUGAGUCGGCUCUGGUCUCUUUUAUUUAACCCGUUGCUUUUAAGCUGCUGUCCAGUAUUGCUUCUGUGGGUUUAGGUGUUAAUGAUGCUCAUUUCAGGAAGCACUUUGCCCCGCUGGCCUCCCUCCGGCCUGUGAUGUCACUUCCUGUUCAGUAACUCUGUGUUGGUGUGUAACGUGUUCAGAAAUGUUCUGUUUGCUCUGAUCAGCGGGACAUUUCCUCACAGGUUCUGUCACCCAUUCCUGAAACGGGCAGUAAAGAGAUGUUUGUGUGUAAAGUCUUAGCAUCCACAAUAAAACCAACUAUUUUCACUAAAA
Messenger RNA from Fundulus heteroclitus (mummichog), 1448 nucleotides. It is a transcript of the gene pgp, whose product is annotated as phosphoglycolate phosphatase. The transcript is spliced from 2 exons. The record is from RefSeq and is a predicted model, not a curated record. Gene Ontology annotation, molecular function: sn-glycerol 3-phosphatase activity. The coding region runs from base 157 to 1083 and encodes 308 amino acids. Gene Ontology annotation, cellular component: cytoplasm. NCBI's taxonomy places the organism in Eukaryota, Metazoa, Chordata, Actinopteri, Cyprinodontiformes, Fundulidae.